Molecule: messenger RNA, 1642 nt
Organism: Drosophila navojoa
Lineage: Eukaryota; Metazoa; Arthropoda; Insecta; Diptera; Drosophilidae
Gene: qless
Product: decaprenyl diphosphate synthase subunit 1 qless
Biological process (GO): isoprenoid biosynthetic process; ubiquinone biosynthetic process
Cellular component (GO): transferase complex; mitochondrion
Molecular function (GO): prenyltransferase activity
Source: RefSeq, a predicted model, not a curated record
ACAAAAAGUGUGUGGUGCCGAAAUAUAUAAAUGUGUUAAAUGAAAAGCGAGAUAAACAUUUAAAAGAAAGCUUAAAGGAAAGCUGUAUGAAAAGCUUUUAAGGUAGCAGGGUACACGUGAAAACAUGAUGUUGAUGGUCGCGCAACAGGCGUCUUGACAGACAUUGGGCGCAGGAAACUGAACUGCAGACAAUCGUCCAAGGUUGAAUACAGUGCAUCCCAAACUGCUUGAUAGACAUGCAGUUUUCAUCUGCCGCCGAAUCUUAAAUCCCCACCAACGUCAAGUUCAAAAUCACUGCGCUCGGGCGUUCUCUUCGGCUGACACUCGUAUUUCAACACACGAGCACAGAAACUCACCACGCUCAAAGCGACGACCGCGCGCAGGCGUAGUAAGCUACGUGCGCAGACAGCGGUAAAACGCGGAACACUUCGCUGAAGCUGCUGCAGUUGGACGCAAGCAACGCGCUUUGUCCGUCUCCUCAACAAUCUCGUCCCGUCGAAGUUCGCCAAUCCGCGUGUGUGCAUGUCUGUCACCAUAUCUCUGCAUCCAUCUGAGUAACUGUAGCCGUAGCCGUAGCUGUAGCUGUGUUGUCUUUUAGCGGUUCGAAACCCAUGCCUAGAAUAAUGCUGUUCAAAGUUUGACAACAAUUUUGUUCACGUUUCAUCAAGUUUUGCAGUUUUGCAGUGCAAUCGCAACAGUAAGGGCUUAAGUUCACGCUUAACGCUAGGCAUUUGUUUUCAGCCGACAAAUAGAAAACCCAAAUCAACCGAAAUCAAAAUCAAAACAAACCAAAACAAAAUAAAACGAUAUAAACAAAAUGGCCUGCUUAAGUACUUCCGGUCGCGUCGCGUGCGGUUCGCGUAGCCACAAGCUGAUCUGUCGCCUAUUCCUGAACCACAGCCCGCACAGUCGGCAGAGCAGCAGCCAGCUGCUGACGGGCGACACCACGGCAGGACACCCAAGGGAAUACAGAGCAACGCCCAAUCAGCAGCUGGCUCGCAGCUUUCAUGGAUUAUCUCUCGGCAUUAACCAGGAUUACCUCAGUCUGCUGCAAACCUCACACAGCUGCAGCCAGCCGCCAAAUCUUCGCUCACACAGCUCCGUGCACACACAACAGCCGGCUGGACCCGUGAGAGAAAUACAAAUCGAUCCAUAUAUAAUACUCGAUGAUGAGCUCAAGUAUUUCUACGAUGAUGUACGAGAUUUACUGCAGUCGGGCACGUCACAGCCGGAGCUGGAUACCAUCGCAUGCUACUAUUUCGACGGGCAGGGGAAGGCGCUGCGUCCCAUGGUGACCAUGUUGAUGGCCAAGGCACUGAAUUAUCAUCUGAACAACGAGUCACACCAAUUAGUACACAAGCAACGACAGAUAGCCCUCUUCUCCGAGAUGGUGCACUCGGCCAGCUUAGUCCAUGACGAUGUCAUCGAUCAGUCGGACUUUCGGCGCGGCAAGCCUAGCGUCAAUGCUCUGUGGAAUCACAAAAAGGUCACAAUGGCUGGUGAUUACAUUUUGUCGAUUGCCUCGAUCAUGAUAUCGCGCCUGCGCAGCGAUGAUGUGACGAUCGUCUUGAGUCAGGUGAGUUUCACACACGUUCCUUCAGUUCGUCUAGCAUUGGACUUAAGAAAAAAAAAACGAAUUUGA